Molecule: messenger RNA, 294 nt
Organism: Bipolaris maydis ATCC 48331
Lineage: Eukaryota; Fungi; Ascomycota; Dothideomycetes; Pleosporales; Pleosporaceae
Source: RefSeq, a predicted model, not a curated record
AUGUUCAGUCCCGAUUCAGAUUACGAGAUGGAGGACGAAACAAUCCAAACGCAACUCCUUCGUUCCGUCGAACAAACUUUUGACCGAAUGGAGGCAGCGCGCGAGCUGGCAGACCACCAGGGGGCAAACCGAGGCGUCUAUGAGUGGUUAGACAGGGUAGAACCCCAGCCAGUAGAUUCUGGCCCACUUCCGCUGCUUCUGUGGGACGAUCAUCUUCCUCACUCCUGGGUUGCCCUGGCGCUCUUCAGUCUCCUCGUGUCUACGCUGGGCUUUGCUGUUGGCCGCUUCCUUUAG